AUGGGGAUCGCCAAGCUGGCCGAGCUGAUCAAGGAGGAGGCGCCCGAGGCCGUGCGCUCCGUCCCGCUGGGCCGCUACCGCGACAAUGUUGUGGCCUUGGAUGUCUCUGUGGCGAUUUACCAGUUCCGCACUGCCAUGCCGAAGAUCACCAACCGCGAGGGACAGAAUAUCAGUCAUUUGCAGGGACUCUUUUACCGGACGUUGCAUCUCCUGGAGAACGGCAUCAAACCAGUGUAUGUCUUUGAUGGACAGCCGCAGCCCUCAAGGAGCCAGUGGUUCGUAAGAGAGAUUUCCUGA
Heteronotia binoei (common prickly gecko) is the source of this 297-nucleotide messenger RNA. RefSeq names its product flap endonuclease 1-like. The coding region runs from base 1 to 297 and encodes 98 amino acids. The transcript is spliced from 3 exons. Gene Ontology annotation, cellular component: nucleus. The record is from RefSeq and is a predicted model, not a curated record. NCBI's taxonomy places the organism in Eukaryota, Metazoa, Chordata, Lepidosauria, Squamata, Gekkonidae. Gene Ontology annotation, molecular function: RNA-DNA hybrid ribonuclease activity; 5'-3' exonuclease activity; 5'-flap endonuclease activity.